Molecule: messenger RNA, 1320 nt
Organism: Dracunculus medinensis (Guinea worm)
Lineage: Eukaryota; Metazoa; Nematoda; Chromadorea; Rhabditida; Dracunculidae
Source: the annotation of a GenBank genome assembly
GUAAUAAGUUCAGGUGCAAUGCCUCAAAUUCGAAGUAUCUCGUCACAUCCUCUUUUAUCGACGCAUAUUGAUGAAACGGGUGGAGAUUUUUCAUUAAAUAAUCAGUCUCUCACUUCUUCAAUAGAAGUAACAUUUAAAUUUUUGAAGAACAGAAUCGACGAGCUGGAAAAAGAAAAGGUUUUCACUAUUUUAUAUGUUUUUUUAUUUUAUUUCAUAUACUGUGAAAUUUUGAAAUUUUUAUUUCUGAAAAAAUAUUUAUUUCAGAACGAUCUUUCUUCUUCACUUCUCAGACUAAAAACGUCUUCAGAAAAGUCGAUUGAGGACUCUAAAGAAACUUUAAUUAAAACUGAUCAUUCACGGCAAUUGCUUAUUUCUCAGGAGGAGACAUUAAGGGCUAGAGAUCACGAAUAUAGAUCAUUGAAAACACGCAUAAUAAGUGCCGAUCUUCACACUCGAGAGAGAGAGGCUCAAAUAGGGGCUCUUAAAGUAAAUCUUUUUUGUUAUCAAAUAAUCAGAAAGAUUAUUUUAAUCAAAUUUAAAAUAAUCAACUUUUUGUUUCAAAAAUUUUUUUAUAAUUUUAGAAAUGAACUUGAAGAAACAAGGAAUCGUUUAUUAUCUGCAUCACAAAAAUUAUCCUAUGAAAAUGAUAAUCGACUUUUGGAAAAUGAAAUGAGACAUGAGUUGGAGAGACUAAGAACGGAAAAAUUGGUGUUGAUAAACGAUAUUGAUGAAAUGAAAAGACGUAUUCAAAAAGGAGAUGUGGAACGUCGCGAAUUUGACGCAUAUAAAGCUCGUCUUGAACGUGAACGUGCAGCUCUAAAGAGUCACGUUGAAGCGUUGGAAUUGAAUAAACAGAGAACAGAAUCAGCUUUGCGGAAAAUAACAACAGAACGACAAGCACUAGACAAAUCGCUUAUUGCAAUGGAAAAAGAAAACAUGGAACUAUAUAGAAAUUGUUCACACCUUCAAGAUCAGGUUGGUCAUAAUUUAUGCCAAAUUUACCUCUCCUUUUUCAAAUUUUUAGCGGGGAAAUUUCUUUUCUUAUAUCGCGAACAGGCAUUUGAACAAAGAAUUAAAAUGUUGGAAGGGAAAAACAUCUCUCUAAAAGAACACUUGGAUAUUGAAAGAAAAAGACGACGAGACUACGUAGAACGAGCUACAGCUCAUGAUCGAGGUAUUCGCGAAAUUAGGACAGUUUUAGACGAAUCUAUUGCAUCAUUACAUCGGAUAGCAAUUGAAGCGCCUGCUAAACAACGUCGCCGUACGGAUGGUGGUUUACGUAGUAGGCCACUUAGUGUUCCAAGAACUCUUCGCACUUGA